CCGCCGACCCCGCAGGACCGCCACGAGUGUGCACGCGUGUCCGAGGCGGUCAGCCGGGGCAUGGUGCACGCGGCACGCAAGCUGCAGGAGUACCUGGGCUUCGAGGACCCCCUGAGCAACCUGAGCCCGGCCCCGAGCACCCUCAAUGAGAUCUUCCUCAUCCACUUCAUCAGCUUCUGCCAGAAGCAGGGCGUGGACGCGUGGCUGACCACCACCAAGAUGACCGCGCACCAGGCCUCCCUCUUCGGGGCCGACUGGAUCUGGACCUUCUGGGGCGCCGACAAGCAGAUCCGGCUGCAGCUGGCCGUGCAGACCCUGCAGCUGUCCUCGCUGGCCCCCGCGUCCCCCGAGCCGGACCCUGGGCCCCGCCACCACGAGGGUGAUCACGAGGAGGAGGAGGCCGUGGGGAGGACCCGCUUCGACCGGCUGGAGAAGUUCUGUCGCUUGAUCGGCGAGGAUUGCCUGGGUCUGUUCCUCGUCUUCGGGGCGCCGGGGAAGCCCAAGGACGUGCGGGGGGUGGCCCUGGACAGCGUGCGGGGCGGGUCGCCCCGAGGGGAGGCCGUGGCGCGGUUUGUCCUGGAGACCGAGGCCUGCGUCUCCAUCCGGGAGCUGCUGGGCCGCUGUCUGCAGGGCCGCGGGGAGCUGCGGGGCGUGGGCAAGGCCUACAUCCGCCUCUGAACCAAGUGGGCUCGGUUCCCGCUCCCCAGCUCUGGGGGAGACAGAAGUGACGCUGGCCGCUGGCCGGGCGAGAUCGGAGCCCAGCUGUGCGGCACGAGA
Sorex fumeus (smoky shrew) is the source of this 777-nucleotide messenger RNA. RefSeq names its product RAB15 effector protein (gene REP15). Gene Ontology annotation, biological process: receptor recycling. The transcript has a single exon. NCBI's taxonomy places the organism in Eukaryota, Metazoa, Chordata, Mammalia, Eulipotyphla, Soricidae. The record is from RefSeq and is a predicted model, not a curated record. Bases 61 to 678 code for a protein of 205 amino acids.